Fusarium tjaetaba is the source of this 1824-nucleotide messenger RNA. RefSeq lists its product as uncharacterized. NCBI's taxonomy places the organism in Eukaryota, Fungi, Ascomycota, Sordariomycetes, Hypocreales, Nectriaceae. The transcript has a single exon. The record is from RefSeq and is a predicted model, not a curated record. The coding region runs from base 1 to 1824 and encodes 607 amino acids.
AUGGAUGAGGCAAGCCUUGUCAAUAGCCUCUCUCAGAGGCUCUCAGAGCUCGAGCACAAGGUUCAUACCUUUCGCCACGAGGUGGCAGCUGAUUUCCUGCGCUACUACCACGAUCUGCUCCGAGACACACAACCCGACAUCGCUUCCAAUGUUGCCCAGUCCAUAGCCCAGUCACUACCCAAAUACCCAGACCUCAGCUCAGUCCUCACAAGUCUGGAUCUGGACCUUAAUAAACCUGCAGCUGACUCCCAAACUCUACCACUUGAGUCGGCUCAACGCCACUUUUCCCCGCCGGCCACUGUCGCUACCUCCGGAUCGGGAGCCGCAGAGCCUCCAGGCAGCCCCCGCGAUCGACAUCACGAAUUGCUCUUUUACCUUCCCCUGCUAGAGGGCUCUCCUCCAAGACCGCCGCCUACCUCUCCUCCCCUCACAAAGAACAACACUCCUCCUCUCGACAUGUUGUUGCCUGACCCGAGCAUCCAGGCAGACGAGAAGCAAGACUCAGCCAUUGAGACAGGAAGGAAACCCGAUAACGGCACUGACCAACUGCAGAAUGCCUUGCCGGUAGUACCUCAUUCGCCUGGACGGCCAGGCCAUGUACGCCGUGCAACCAAUGAUACUGUCUCGUCGUGCCAUUCAGAUCGGAGCGAAUCGAAAACACCACGGAGCGCCCUACGACGGUCUUCAAGUAGUUCCAAACCUCCACAGAGUCCCAGGCGUGUGCGCUUUGAUGUCAUGGGAGCAGAGGUCUUACCUACAGCGUCACCACAACCAACCGAUUCCAUGAUUCCCUCCGUGGCCUCUGCCGCAUCCGCCGACCAACCUCGCGCUGGAUCUAUGCUCGACGAUGACCUGGACGACCUACCACCGCCCCGAAAGAUUUCCUCUUCUGAAGCACUGAGAGCACUAUCUAGGGCGCCGUUGGAGGAAGGAGUGUGGACCGAGGUCAAUUCAAAUCCAGAUCAAAGGGCCGGUCAAGAGGACAAGAAAUAUGCUAGCAUUUCUGAAUCUCCGUCGGAAGAGCGGGCCAGCCCGAUUAUCAUUGCACCGGAACCGCCAUCGCCGCGCCAUGUUCCCGAAUCUGUUCGGAUUGAACGCACGUUGGGGAGCGUGAGCGAGGACCCCGAGGACCAGGAUUCAUCCGAUGACGACUUUCUCUCAAUGGCGAAUCCUAGAUCUUUUACCAAUAAGAAAGCGCCUGCAUCACCAUCUUUGAGCAGAAUCCCGGAGGAGAACCAGACCAGUGGCCAUGAUGCAAGCCCAGCCUCACCUACUAAAGCUCCAAGUUCUGGUACUCACGACGAAGUGAGGGCCGUCAACGAAGACUUGGAUGAGGAAGACGAGCUUUUUCACUUUGAUGAAGGCGGCGGCUUAUCUGCGCCGCCAAAGCCCCGAUCGAAACCGAAACCUCUUACGGUCGAGGAGGAUAUCGAAGUUGAGUUACCGGAUGUACCGGAGACCGAGCAAUCUUUAUACGCAACUUCACCGGCAGUGCACAUAACCAAGAGGCCUGGCUCCGGGCCGACGACACCAAUCGCGGCACGAUUUCAAGCUGGUUCCGUGGGAUCAUACAAAGGACGGCCAGUAGUUAUGCCUGUCGUUCGUAAUCCCGAAGUUCAUGCUCAAGCUGCCUCGUUGGGGCAUUUCAAUACGUUUGUUGGGGGUUUAGACGGACGCAGCGGCAUGGAUGAAGCAGAUCUAAGCAGCUUCCGCGCCAGCGUCGCUAAUACCGGCGGCUUCUCUGGCACACCGCGUAGUUUCACGGAACGCCUGAUGAUGGAAGAAGCUCAAAAGGCAAGGGCUGGCGGGUCAAAGUUAAGCUAA